CUUCAAAACCGCCUUGUUAACAUUUUGUAUUCCGCAUCCAUGCUGCCGUUUGUCCAGGAUAAUGUGCCGGAGCUGCUGCUGCAGGGGUCGCGGGUCGCCUUCUGCGGCAAUCUUCACCUGGGAGCUCCGCGAGACCGGUUCAGGUCCACCUCCACACUGCUGCUGGCGCGUAACCUCAAGUUCUACGAAUUCCGGCGCAAGGAUCUGCUGCAUCACAUCGAUUUGCGAGGCACGCGACUGCAGCAGGUGGCCAGCCAACUGGAGGCCUAUGCAGGACCCAUGAGCGCCUUUCUGCCGACGGUGGAACCCACGGGCGGGGAGCUGGACUGCAGCAGUAUCCAGGCACCGGAGGAGCUGCCCUUAAAAUUGGGCAAGUUUGUGUGGCAGCAGGAGGAGAUCUACCUGCUGAUUCAAUGCUGGAGUGUACUGCUAGUCCUGCGGCGUCCCAAAGAACACGGCAGCAACUUUGAGCUGGUGGCGCAGCACGAGGAUGUGGUGGCAUUCAAAAUGGCCCAUGGACCCAUUCCCUACCAGGCCGUCGUGGAGCUGCAUUUCGGCAAUGGCAAGCGCCAGUGCUGCGAUUUCCAGGAGCCAUCCCUGCAGGAGGAAGGGCCCAGCACCUCCAAGGCUGCGGACCUGGCCUUCCACAAUUUCAAGGGCCUGGAGGAGCAAGUGAAGGCGGCCCGGGCGGAGCUGGCCACGCUGCGUUUGCAAACCCAAAAGGACUUCGAGAUCAGUCAGGAUCUGCAGCAAUUCGGUCCGCCCGGCCAGCGUUCACUGCUGCUGGAGGAGAAGCAGCCGCUCCGUCGGUUCGGCGAUGUGUGGACCCGCGUCUGCGGCGAUUAUCUCGUCUGCGGCACCCUCCUGGUCAACUUGACCGGCAGUCACCGUCUGAGCAUCGUCCAGGAUGUAUGCCCGCUGGUUCGACUGGAACCGCACCGCGACUACAGCCUGGAGCACCGCCUGUACGAAUUGCCGCUGCAGGCGGAUGGCCAGCCGCCCCUGGAUUACGACCAGCUGGCGCAGUUCUGGGCCUGCCAGGACCAGCACAGCAGGCUGCUCAAAUGGCGGCCGGUGGCCAAGGCGAGUCAGCUACCGCCCGAGUGCUCCGCCGUGAUGGUCGUGCGACUCAAUCUGGUCGAUCUCCUCGAGGCGGAGCAGCUCCAACUGAUGGUGCUGUACGAGAUUAAGGGCUCAGCGGAGCAGGAGCCAUCCCCCAGGCAGAUGCACCUGGUUAGCUUCGAUGUUAAGAAACUGUUGGAUGAGCCAGAGUCACUGGCACCCAAUUUUUCACCCGCCACGCUGCACCAGGACUUUCUGGCCGUGAUAAUGACGCAAACAGCACGUUGCUCCCUGAAAUUGGAGUUUAACACGGCUCAGGAUGGCGAGGCAUUCGAGCAGCUGCUGGCCUCCAAGCUGCAGUUCGAGUUGAUACAAGCCCAGGAGGCGAAAUGCGAUCAGGAUUCCGAUCUGCUAGAGGCAUCUUGCGCUGGCGCAGCCUUUCAGUCGUCCACCGCCGAGGCCAAUCCUGUCCAGCGCAUCUUCUACAACCGCCAGCCGCUGUCGCAAUGGUGCGGCAUCUUGCUGCUCCGCGAUGAUCCCGGCCAGCUGUGGCAUGUGUACGCCCAAACGGAUGACCGACUGCGUCUGCUCCUGCAUCGCCUGAUGCGCGAUCUCCUCCAGCUGCACUGCAAUCUUACCGUGCUGGAGGUCAGCGAGUACAACCAGGCGCCCGCCGAUGUGGCCCUGGAGUUGGAGGCGAGCUUGAACGAGGAGCUUGAAGCCUGGAAGGAGGUUCUCAAGCCGGCAACCAGUCACGAGCAGAGCCUGGAGCGGCUGACGCAUCUCCAUCAGGUGCAAAUGGCCAGCGAUGUGCUGGCAUCUGUGAUAUUGAGCCCAAGUGCUACCGAAUAGCACUGCAUUCCUUGCUUUAGAAGUACGUUUUAUGAUUUGUACACAGAUAACAUAAACCAUUUAUAAGAAAUGUAUGCCUGUUUUUAGAAUAGGUCCUUAAAGUCGGAGAAUCUGAAGUAAAAUAAAUGAGAAUUGUAUAAUA
Molecule: messenger RNA, 2056 nt
Organism: Drosophila elegans
Lineage: Eukaryota; Metazoa; Arthropoda; Insecta; Diptera; Drosophilidae
Exons: 2
Coding region: 40-1914 (624 amino acids)
Source: RefSeq, a predicted model, not a curated record